Molecule: messenger RNA, 963 nt
Organism: Cherax quadricarinatus
Lineage: Eukaryota; Metazoa; Arthropoda; Malacostraca; Decapoda; Parastacidae
Source: RefSeq, a predicted model, not a curated record
AUAUGGGAGUUUUGUGACUCUGCUAGCCACAAUGAGGAUGCCCCAACACCCCACAACCUACUGUGUGAAGCCAAAAGCGUCUGGCAUGUCAUCAGCAAACACUCGGACUUCUCCAGGCAGCUACCUGAACAUGCAACACAAGAAACCACAGCAGACACCACCCACUACACCCCACAGACCAUAAGCCAGCACAGUAGCCAUCACCCCCAACACACUGAUCAGCUCCAAGUGAUAGAAACUAAGGAGUUUCAAAAAUUUUCUUCUGAAAUGGAUAACUUGACCAGUUCAGAAGCUCCAAUUGUAGUCCAUAGUAUUAAAGGAAUGAAACCAGAGCAAAGGUUCACAAGCUCUGAAUCAUUUUCCAAUGCCCAAAGUUGGGUUUUAGGUGAGGUUAGGCCACGACUGACAGAUUUAAGUAAGAUAGCAGUAAGCAGGAGCAGCUCCGAAGUGAUUGCACCAAGUGAACCAUCAAGCACCCAGUACCCAGAAGGUGGAAGUGUCAGUAGCAGGAGAGGAAGAAGAGAUAAUAUUCAUGAUAUAUGGAGUGCUGUGGUGCCCCUGCAUCCUAGCCUUAUCACUGCCCACAUUGCAACAUCCACCCUACCCCCGCAUCAGUUUAAGUCCACCCCUCUACAUCUCCCUGUGCCUACGCAGUUUCGUCAUGACACACCUCUCCAUCUUCGCUAUGAGGAAAACUUGAUGGCCACUGAGAACUUAGCAGACAGCCAUGACAUCAGUUACACUACUGAAAACCUAAGGGUUGUGCCAGUCCUUGGUGAUGAGGAAGGAAUGAGAGAUGAGGAUGUUGAUACCACUAGCAUUCCAAACUGGAGUCGGCCACCAGCCCAGGCGGCCAGGACCACUCCUGUGUGGACACCACCUUCCCUGGCCCUGCUGCUGUUGGCUCCUUCUCCAAGUGCUGUAGUGCUGGCUCUCGAUUUGUCUGACCAUGCCGUUGCAAAG